UGACAUGUAAACAACAAAGAGAGAAGCGAGAAUGGCAGUGAAAGGACUGCUGUUUGACUUCGAUAACACUCUUGUACAAACUAAUAAGUCGGACUUGGAGGCGCUAGAGAAGGUGAAGCAAUGGCUAAUGGAGACUCUAUCAGAAGAGCAAGCCUUAGCCGCCACUUCUGAGUUCUCAAGGCUUUUGCAUGAACAUUGGGUAGACCCAGACGGGACGAAAAGUGUACACGAAUGGCGGACUAGUUUAUGGCUAAAAGCCAUCAAUAUUCUUCCAGAAAACAUCACAAACAUAACCGCUGGAGAACUCUACUCUUUCUGGAGAGAAUCCCGGGUAAAAGGACUUGGUAUUCCGACAGGAGUACAGUUCCUUUUGGAGGAUCUUGGACAUCAAUACAAAAUGGCUAUUAUCACAAAUAGCGACCCUGUAAUCCAAAAAGAGAAACUGGAAUUCUGCAAAGUGGAGAAAUAUUUUGAUGCCAUUAUCAUCAGUGGCGAACAACCAGAAGCUAAGCCUUGCGUGUCGAUUUUCCAAACAGCAUGUGAUGCCAUUGGCUUGGCCCCUGAAGACUGUGUUAUGAUUGGGGAUAACUUAGUGGAUGAUAUUCAGGGGGGUCGCGAUGCUGGAGUCAGGGCUACUGUGUGGGUUUGGUUCUCGUGCGCCGAGAGCGGGACUUCUCAAUGGGUCUUUUCCCAUAUGACUGGUUCUCCUGUUGAACCCUGAGCGCGAAAGCGAGGCUUUGAUAGGUUGUAUUCACACGUCUUUUUUGUUAUUGUUGCCGCUUACUUGUGACAUUUCGAGCCAUCAGGAUGCUUCAAGCCUUAUUGUUAAAAGAGCAAAACUAGAAAAAUUUGCAAGACGACUGAAAUGUAAACAAGCUCCAUCUGAAGCCUCGCUAACAUAACAAGCGCAGAUUCCACAGGACUACCACUCGGAUACCACAGGAUUCCCAUCUUCUGGAAAAGGCUCAUUGCACGUGUCGUACGGGAACUUAUCAGCUAAUCACCCAAAGAGAGCACGCAUAGCAAGGUAGCUGUUAGAAUAAAGCAACAAAUUAUUCCCGAUAAUAUUUCACUACAACCCACCGGUAACUUGAAGAGCAGUGACCAGACUUUGCUGAUCGAUUUGUGACAACAAACUCGCUAACCGGAAUAUAGAAAAUACUACAUGGAAAGUGCGCGCGUACGGUUGUUAUUCACGAGUUUUUUUUUUAUACAAAACGAGUGAAUAAAAACUGUACAAAGCACUUUAUUUCGUGCUGUAUUUGGUUUAUUAUAUACAUACUGAUAAAUUUAUAUUAAGCUUAUUACAUAACAUUUUAUUAGACUUGGCUGCAGAGGCUCCGAGGUUUGUGCUGUUCGACGGUUCAUUUGAAGACAGACAGAAACUUACAUUGAAAUGAAUCUGUCUCGCUAAUGUCACGCACGAGACUGUAGCUCAUGUUACACAAGUGGUGCACUUUUUUGAAAUCUCGACAUCAAUGAAAUAGAUAAAUUACUAAAUGGAAAAUGCUUGUACGAUUUUUUAUGCACUCGUUGAUGCGUUUGGAUUGAAGCCAUUCAGGUGCAGUAAAAACAAAUUUAAUUCGUCCAAUCAGAACCGCGGACUUUUCUUCGCGGUGAGCAUCUCUCACUAUGUAUAUAAUAAAUACCUGUACGGACUGAAUAAAAUGUUCUUCUAACAAA
This is a messenger RNA of Nematostella vectensis (starlet sea anemone), 1683 nucleotides long. Its product is annotated as N-acylneuraminate-9-phosphatase. NCBI's taxonomy places the organism in Eukaryota, Metazoa, Cnidaria, Anthozoa, Actiniaria, Edwardsiidae. The coding region runs from base 32 to 721 and encodes 229 amino acids. The transcript is spliced from 2 exons. The record is from RefSeq and is a predicted model, not a curated record.